Molecule: messenger RNA, 2939 nt
Organism: Schistocerca gregaria
Lineage: Eukaryota; Metazoa; Arthropoda; Insecta; Orthoptera; Acrididae
Product: leukocyte surface antigen CD53-like
Exons: 5
Coding region: 9-710 (233 amino acids)
Cellular component (GO): membrane
Source: RefSeq, a predicted model, not a curated record
UAGCAAAAAUGAGCUGUGCUGUUUCCAUUUUGAAAUAUGUGUUGUGCUUUCUCAAUUUCCUCUUUGUGCUUUUAGGUGUUGCUCUCGUGACUAUUGGUAGUCUCAUGAACCAGCAACUACAGGGAAUUGAAGACGUACUGAAUGGAAAGAUGCAUACUCCAUGCACAUUAGCUGUAGUACUUGGCAGUUUUCUCAUCGCAGUUUCCUUCUAUGGACUAUUUGGUGCUUUUAAGGAGCGUCACUACUAUGUCGUAACGUACGCUGUGUUCCUGUUGACUAUACUUCUUCUGCAAACACCUGUUGCUGUAAUGGCUAUUCUUUAUGGUGACAGAAACUUCGUUCUUCAUACAACAAUAUACGAUUUUACAAUCACUUACUAUACUGACAGUAUCAGCCAAGAUGUUAUGGAUACAGUUCAGAAAAAGUUGCAGUGCUGUGGUGCUACUGGGCCAGAAGAUUAUAUAAAUUUAAACCCAUCUACUCCUGAGGUACUGCCACCAUCAUGCUGCAUACAGGACAUUGAGUGUUACUAUGAAACAAAUUCUACUGAAACCUUCUAUACCAAAGGAUGCUGGUUUGCUGAGGAAGAAUUCUUGGGUUUUGUAGGAAUGUUGAUUGGAUGUGCAGUUGUUGCAUCUGGAGUACUUGAGGUUAUAGGGAUCACAAUGGGGUUCUGUCUGGGAAGAUCCCUAAAAAAAAGGAAACAAUGAAGGUACUAGACAGUAAAAUGAGACUUUUAGGAUGUACACUAGUAAUUAUUGCUCAUUUCUUUGGAGCAAUUUGCAUUAGAGAACAUGUAAUUUUUAAUUUAUUGCAGAAGCUGUGAUUUUCUGUUCCUGAAGCUUUUGUGCCCUUUAAGAAUGAUUUAUGUGCAAAGAAUGCCUUAAAUGGUCAUUACAUAGAACCAUGAAACACUCUCUUAACAAAAUUCAUAAACUUUUCCUUGUAAAUGAAAAGAAUUUAAAUAUUGAAACAGAAAUUAUAUUUUUUAAAUAACUUAAUGAUCUCACUUAUGAAAGUCUAUAUGAGACUGAAAUGAACAACAAAUCAUUGUUGUACCAUAUCUAGAUGAAUAAGUUUAGUUUUAUAUCACUUGCUUUAGUGAAUUAUUGUGCAUUUCUCACCUUUCAUGUGGGUUACUGUACCUCUAGUGCCUAUAUACACAUGGUGUAUCUGGAUGUACACAGCUCAUUAAAUAGUGUUUUAGUUUCUCACAAUUUUCAUUUCAGUUCUUCAUCUCUAUUGCUCCAUCCAUUACUAAAUUAACAAAUCUUGAGACAUUCUCCUUACCUUCUUUUUCUACUGCUCUGUUCUAACAUGUGCUACUGACCAUCACAUUUCAUGCAGUAAAAAGCUUUAAGCUAACAGAGAUAGAAAGUGGAGAACAGAAUGCUCUUCUCUGUCAUCAGUUUCACUGAUUCAUAAUCAUUCAUAUGUUUUGUUUUACUGUGACCAUUUAUUGAGCGAAAAAUCUGCUGACUCCAGAAAGUAUUUCCUUUAUUACAGCAACUUGUGUUCUCAAACAGAACUGUUUUUAUGUAGCAAGCAUAUUCAGAAACUAAUUUAUAAUACACCCAAUGGCUCUUAUAAUGUAUUUCUUUGGGAAUAGCCCUUUAACUUCCGCCUCCUGCCUCUUACAUAGCUCUAAUUCAGUAGUGAAAGUACAAUGAAAUGGAUGCAAGAGGAAUUAUCCCUAAUCUCUCUUCCUUCAUAUCUACUUCUUAUCCUCUCUUUGCCUCUUAUGACCUCUGCCAAAUCAGUAUUAACUCUCAUUCACACCAUUGUCAUUGCCAUUAGCAUUACCUCUACUGUGACAGCUACUACCCUUUCCAUGUCCAUACAGAUUUUCUUUACUCUCUUGACAUUUGAAGUAUGAAAAUAUAUCGCAGUCUGAUACAUACAUAAAAAUCUGUCCUAAAAUAAUAUCUGAUCCUACAUAUGGUCAGCAACAACAACAGUCAGUAACAGGGAUUCUCAAUAAUUCAUUAGUUAUUCUAUAUGCUUCGUAUUUCUGUAUUAUCUGCCUUAAGUAACUAGUCAUAUUCACCAAAUUUCAAAUUUCUAUAGCACAGGUAAAGCUGAGUGUGACAACUAAAAAGCCAGUGAUAUAUUAACAGUGCCAUGAUUGUCUAUACAUCUCAUCUCAAUCCUUACAGCUUAAGUAAAUAAUAACAAAUUACAUCUUUACCUCACUGCUUUUUCUAUGGCAGUUCCAUCAUAUUAAAAAGCUGUUUGAGUCUAAUCUUAUAAGUAAAUGUUCACUAAAUGUCCACCUUUACUUUAAAAAAAUUAAGACCAAUAGAUAUAAACCUUUGGAAGAUAAAUGUUUUAUACACACCAACAAGUGCAUUUACUUUCCAUGGGUGAUAAAAUACAGAUCUACAUCAACAUCCACAUCUCCAAACCACUGUGAAGGGCAUAGCAGACAAUACUUACUGAUGCUUAUUUUUAUCUCUCUUUCUUUACUGGAUUAUUCUACAUUUUUCCAUCUUUCAUAGAACCACUUUUAUUCCAGUAUUCCUGCUAAAAACACAGUCAUCAAAUAAUGUUUUCCUUUAUAAAUAUCAAUUUUCAGUACAAUUCUUCUUCUAUAUUGUGCCACCUAUCACUUAUAUGAGAAAUCUUGAACAUCAGGAAAGUACUGUUAAAUAGUACUAUUGAAUUACUCUUUAAAUUCGUCUUUGCACACUGUAAUUAGCUUAAUUUUCUUCUUGCAGUAUUUAUGGUUGUAGUAGUAUUCUGGAUUCCUGUCUGAACACUGAUUGUUCAAACUUUGUGGGCAGCAAAAAGCAUCUGUUAAACAAAUUACCCAUGUUCAUUCUCACUUUCAUUUAUAAGUAACUUUUUGUAACUUUUUAUCUGGAUACAUAUAUGUUGAUAGAGAAGCCUGGACAUGGCUAAACCUCGUGAUGAAAUAAAGAACUUAAUUGAGGAAUUAA